Messenger RNA from Meriones unguiculatus (Mongolian gerbil), 2380 nucleotides. Its product is annotated as aldo-keto reductase family 1 member C1-like. Gene Ontology annotation, biological process: daunorubicin metabolic process; doxorubicin metabolic process; progesterone metabolic process. Lineage: Eukaryota; Metazoa; Chordata; Mammalia; Rodentia; Muridae. The transcript is spliced from 10 exons. Gene Ontology annotation, molecular function: bile acid binding; aldose reductase (NADPH) activity; androsterone dehydrogenase [NAD(P)+] activity. Gene Ontology annotation, cellular component: cytosol. The record is from RefSeq and is a predicted model, not a curated record. Bases 102 to 1133 code for a protein of 343 amino acids.
UUUAGAACCAGCUAUAACUGAAAGAAAAAUAUUAUGGCAUCUGCACAAUCAGAGGAGUGAAGAGGGAGCCAUGAGUUCUAAACAGCACUGUGUGAGACUCAAUGAUGGUUACAUCAUGCCUAUUCUGGGCUAUGGCACUUCUCAAAAUCGGGAGGUAUUAUGAAAGUAAUUGCUUCUGCCUAUGUAUUUCACUGUUGCUCACCGGAAGUUCUGCAAAGCCUAUGGAAAAGGUUCCUCUGAGUAAGACUUUGGAGUCUACUAAAAUAGCAAUAGAUACUGGGUUCCGCCAUAUUGAUUCUGCUUAUGUGUACCCAAAUGAAAAAGAGAUAGGACAGGCUAUUCGAAGCAAGAUUGCAGAUGGUGUUGUGAGGAGAGAAGACAUAUUUCUUACUACAAAGCUUUGGUGUACAUUCCACCGACCAGAAUUGGUUGACAUUGGCUUAGAGAGAUCACUGAAAAACCUUCAACUAGAUUAUGUUGACCUCUUUCUUAUUCAUUACCCAAUGUCAAUUAAGCCAUCAGAGGCAAUGCUUACGAAAGAUGGAAAUGGAAAAAUAUUAUUUGAGACAGUAGAUCUCUGUGCUACAUGGGAGGCCAUGGAGAAGUGUAAGGAUGCAGGACUGACCAAGUCAAUCGGGGUGUCCAACUUUAACCGCAGGCAGCUGGAGAUGAUCCUGAAAAAGCCUGGACUCAAGUAUAAGCCUGUUUGCAACCAGGUCGAAUGUCAUCCUUAUCUGAACCAGAAAAAGCUGUUGGAUUUCUGCAAGUCAAGAGACAUUGUUCUGGUUGCCUAUGGGGCCCUGGGUUCUCAGCGUCCUAAGGCCUGGGUGGAUCAGAAAGCCCCAUUUCUUUUGAAGGAUCCAGUUCUUUGUGCCAUGGCCAAAAAGCACAAUCGAAGUCCAGCUCAGAUUGCCCUUCGCUACCAGGUGCAGCGUGGGGUCGUCGCUCUGGCUCAAAGUUAUGAGGAGAAUGAGAUGAAAGAGAACAUUCAGGCACUUGAAUUCCAGUUGCCUUCAGAGGAUAUGGAAGUCCUAAAUGGCCUGAACAGAAAUUUCAGAUAUUUUCCCGCGAACAUAAAAAAAAAGCUGGCCUGCAGAAGACACAGCAAAACAGAACAAAGCAAGAUAGUGUAAGACAAAAGCCCUCAUAUCGAGUCUGGACAAGGUAACCAAGUGUGAAGAAAAGUGUUCCAAGAGCAGCAAAAGAGUCAUAGAUACUCCUGCUCCCACUGUUAGGAGUCCCACAAAAAACAUGAAGGUGAAAGCUAUAACAUAUACAGUGGACUUGGUGAGACGCAUGCUGGCCCCAUGUUUGCCGCUUCAGUCUCUGUGAACCCUGCUUCCUUGAUUUCGUGGGCUUAUCUGAUUUGUUUCUAGUGGUGUCCACCAUCCUCUCUCAUUCCUACAGUCUUUCUUUUCUCUCUUCUUCAGAGUUCACUAAUCUCCAAGGAGAGGAACUAAACAGAGACCUCUAACUUAAAUUCUCUUUCCACAUAUGUCUGGCUGUGCUUCUCUGCAUCCAUUCCCAUCUGCUUCUGGAGGAAGCCUUUCUGAUAAUGGCUGGACAAAGCACUGAUUUAUGAGUGUAGCAGAUUAUCAUUAGGAAUCAUUUCAUUGAUUUUCGGGGUGGGGUGGGGUCAGGACAGUAGUGUUUGUGUUCUACCCCAGGUCUCUGGGCAUCCAAGCUCCAGUUACUGGGCAUCCAGGCAAAAUAGCACAUGGGCUUCCUCUUGUGACAGGCCUCCAGUUGAACCGGACUCCCACAAGUUCAUUGUCCCAGCACAUCUUGCAGAAUUACUAAUACCAGAAUAAUGACACCGAAAUGAAAAAGGUGUUUAUGAAAUUCUAGUCAAAGAAUUAAAAGUAACUCAAUCAUAUAAAAAAAAGCUCAAAGAAGAGCUUUGGGGGUCCUGUGGAGGAAAGCUGGAAGGACCUGGAUGGAGCACAAACCUCAAAGAAGACCAAUAGAGACAAUUAACACAGACCCAUGGGGUUUAAAGAGACUGAGAAAUCAACUAAGAAAAAUGGUGGUCUCAACUUAGGGCCCCUGGACAUAGGUGGCCAAUGGGUGGCUUGGUCUUCAUGUGGGGUGCCUGGCAAGUGGAGGGGGGAGCUGUUUUCAACAUGGACUCUGUUGCCUGCUUUCUGAUCACUUCUCCCUGGCAAGGCUGCCGAACCUGGUGGACGAGGACAUGCUCAGUCCUGAUGUGAUUUGACAUGCUGGAGAAGGUUGAUAAGGGAAGGAGGAGUGCUCCCUUUCUCAGGAUGGGAAGGGAGAGGGGAAGGAGGGAAUGGGAAAAGACUUGGAGGAGAGGAGGGAGAAGAUUCCCUUGUGAUGUAAAGUAAAUAAAAUAAUUUUUUAAAAAGAACAACAAAAAAAA